ACUUUUUUAAGAUUUGCCGACGAGACGCUGAGAGGAGUUGCAACCUUUCAAGUAUCUAGAAGAAAGUAUUCCAUCUAUCUUGCUGUGUCUAUGUACCUCUCCUCCAGCCUGCAGAGUAGCCCUUCUGGCAUCUUCUCACCAAACGCACCUAAGAGAGUCAGAGGCAGACCUCAGCGGGACCAGCAGCAGCUUUUUCUUAGCUCCACGCCAGGCCCUCACCCCAGAUCCUCCACAGGAACAGACAACCCCUUCUCUGCCUCCCUGUCUCACCUGGGACCGGGCUCCAAGACAGAGGGCCCCCAGAACGCCUCACCCAUCACACCCUGGAAGCUGUUGGAACUAAGCCCUCUGGAGAAGACACACUUAGCUUUACCCGGUAGUAAACCUCGGGGUAGACCCAAAGUUAGGCCAAGGAAGAACUCGGCUACAGUGAAGGGAGUGAAAACUCAGGGUGGUAAGAAGAAGGUGAAGGCUGCAGCAGAGGGAGGGUCCCAGACCUUCAGCUCUGAGGGAGGCCCCCCAGCCAAACUCAGACGUAGAAGCAGGAAGGGCCAGACAGCAGAGGGAGCUGGCCUGCAGAGCGGCGACACUACCAGCACUGAGCCACUCCAACGCUCCAGACCAAGGUUUGAGCUGCAGGAGUCAGACUCACCAGACAAAGACACAGGAGAUGCCUCCCUGUCCUCAGACCUCUCCAUCGAGCUAAGCGUACAGGAAGACCGUGUAACAUCACUGACUCUUGAAGAGGAGGAUGAGCAAGACGAUGAGGAAGAUCUGCCCAGUUUCUUAAAUAACACAAAGCCACUGUCCAUAACAGAAGGAAUAUGUGUUUGGUGCAAAUUUAGAAACUAUCCUUUCUGGCCGGCAAUGGUGAAGAGUGUGAACCGUAAGCUGAAGAAAGCCAGCAUUGUGUUUAUUGACGACCUGCUGUUUGACAAAAAGAGGAUACAAAAAGGCUUUUCUGUGUCCCUAAAAACAUUGAAGCCUUUUGACUGUGAAGAGUCUGAUCAGCUAGUGUGUAAAGCCAGAGAGAAGUAUGAUGCUGCCAUCAAAUGGUGUCUGGCGUUGAUAGCCGACUAUAGAAUCCGUAUCGGAUGCGGCUUCACCGGUUCCUUCAUUGAAUACUUUUCUGAUGACAUAAGCUGCCCAGUGAGAAAAUGCUACCCCCGGGGCACCUCAGACCUGACCUUCCCCAGUAAGCUAAUUCUAGAGGAGCAGUUCGUAACCUCUGACCCGGAAGGGGACGAUCAGGAGGGCAGCAAACGGCAGGAGGAGGAGAGGAGGCGGAAGCUGCUGCCUGACCGUUCCAAGGCUGCACGUAACCGUGCCAACGAGAAACUGGUGGACUUUGUCGUCAGGCAGCGCCGGGUGGAGACACGCCUUCUAGGCGUAAUCAGUGGUCAGCAGCAGUCUAAGUGGCUGCGUUGGUUCCUGGCGGCCAGUCGGUCAGUUGUGGACACGUACCUGGAGGACGAGGAGCAGCUGGACCAGGUGUACCAGUACCUGAGAGGGGUGUACGAGACCGCCCCCCUCACCGCACCCUGUCUGGCUGAUGUAGACCGCAUCCGCUUGGUACUGGACGUGCUGUUACCAGAGGCUAUUAUCUAUGCCAUAGCUGGAGUGGACGAGUUGUCACUGGUGAAGGCAGAAGACAAAUACCUGAAAGGGCCCCGUCUGAGUAAAAGGGAAAGAGAGGAGUUUGAUGCGAUGAUCGAGCAACAGAUGAAGAUGAAAGCAUCAAUCCGUCAGCGUCCUGCACACUGAACAUAACACAGCCUAAUUGGCUUCCAACCCUCAGACUAAGAGUGCCAUAGGGCUCUGGUCAAAAGUAGUUUGAAUAGUGCCAUUUGGGAUGCAGCCUCAGAAUGCCAGUGUCCUAAUCAAACGAUGCUUCUAAGCAUUAUAGGACAAUAAAUAAGUAAGUAGCCUUUUCCAAGCAAGAACAGCCAGUAAGGUAGAAGCCUCUUUCUGUACCGUGAAGCAGCUUGAUAUACAAGCACACCCUCUGGCCAGGACACUGGUCUAUCGCAGACAAUAAGAACCAUAUAUAACUGUCUCUAAAUGUGGCUCUGAGGACAAUCAACUGCUGUUGUACAUGCUAGCAGUGGUGUGACUUAACAAAACUACAUUGAAUUACCAAGUUAAUCAAAUCAUUGUCAAAUCAUCUGUGAUCGACUGGUCAAGAUUUACAGCUUCAACACGGAACUCCUGGGAGGGUGGGACCUCGUGCCAUUCAGACAGAUUUACGCCGCUGUUUGAAACUGGGACUUCAUUUUAGACCCACUGCAACAGUAUUUGAUCCAACAUGGUUGCCCGUUUAGGCUGUUCAACUGUAAAUACAGGACAUUAAAGAAGACACUGCUCUAUUUUUCUAUGGAAAAGUCUGCUCUUUUUAAAAAUAAAUAGUCAUAUUUGAA
Salmo salar (Atlantic salmon) is the source of this 2417-nucleotide messenger RNA. Its product is annotated as PWWP domain-containing DNA repair factor 3B. Lineage: Eukaryota; Metazoa; Chordata; Actinopteri; Salmoniformes; Salmonidae. The record is from RefSeq and is a predicted model, not a curated record.